CUCUUUCCCAGCCAGGAGAGUAGGCCGCUGAGGCAAGAUGGCCCCAGCACUGUUGUUAUUUAUGUCCAAGUCCAAGUACAGACGGAAAGAUUGCUGGUGGACGCUGGGGUGUCUGCUGAUGGCCCUGCUGGCGGCGGUCGACGGCCUCCACGGGGCUGGCAAGUGCGGCACCGAGUGCGUCAACGGCUUCUGCGCCAACGGCACCUGCAACUGCUAUGACGGCUGGCAGGGCCCCAAUUGCCAGUUUUGCGGAGGAAAAGUCAGGUUGUCCGAGCCCUCAGGGUACAUUCUGGACGGCCAGGGCAACUACUCGGUGGACGUCAAGUGCAGCUGGCUGGUGUCUAGCGGCACCCCGAACGCCACCAUCCGCCUUCACCUGGAGGAAUUCGCCACCGAGUGUGGCUGGGACCACCUCUACGUGUACGACGGCGACUCCGUUCGCUCGCCCUUGCUCGCUGUCUUCAGUGGGCUCAUGUACAAAGACGAUUAUCGGGUGCGCCGAGUACCAGAAGUGGUGGCCAAGUCGGGCUCUGCUCUCCUGCAUUUCUACAGCGACGUGGCUUACAACAUGACAGGGUUUAAUAUUUCUUACAGGCUAAACUCUUGUCCGUCCCGGUUUUCGGACAGUCCGUGCAGCGGACACGGCGUGUGCAUCGACGGCUCGUGCACCUGCGACGCGCUCUACAUCGGCGACGCGUGCGAGAUACCUGUGUGUCCGAACGACUGCUCUGGCAAGGGCCAGUGCAACCGCGAGAAGCACCGGUGCGAGUGCUGGGGUGACGCCAGGGGUGACGACUGCUCGCAGUCUGCUGAGAAGGGUUUCUGGGAACUGCUGCAGCCCAAGGCCUUUGUGCCGGAGGGCUCGGCCUCGCACGGGGUCGUCGUGUGGCGCGACUCGCUCUACGUCGUUGGAGGAGAGUCGUACGAGAAGGCCAAGCUUAUGUACGUCUACGAUUUUACAGGAAAUAUUUGGGAAACUGUCCACAUCAAUAGCAAGAAUGUUCCACAGUCCAGAUACGGUCAUUCAACAGUGAUAUUUGGAGACAAAAUCUUUAUGUAUGGUGGAGUAGACGUGAGUGGUCACGUUUCGGCCGAGCUUUGGGCUUUUGACAUCAGCGCCAACGCCUGGGAAAAUAUAACCGUCCGGGCUGAGUCAUGUACGCAUCAGAAACUCAAUCCAAAACUGCCCUGUGGUCCUCUGAGAUCCACCGGGCACACCGCAACCGUGGUGUCUAGUAAAGUGAAGAAGAGCGAGAAAAUGAUUGUGAUUUUCGGUCACUCGCCCAUCUACGGCUACCUAAACACAGUGCAAGAGUACAACUUUGGCACUCGGACCUGGCAAGUGGUGGCCACUAAAGGUUUCCCUGUCAAGGGUGGCUACGGACACUCGUCUGUGUACGACGGAGUGUCCCAGCGAAUCUACGUCUACGGUGGAUACGUGUCAGAAAGCGCCUCCACCGCGUUGCUCACCAACAAACUCUUCUCAUACGAUCCGUUCACAAAGACAUGGAACCUUCUCAUGUCUGCCCCGUCCGCAAGAUUUUUGCAUUCAGCUGUCAUCUCGCGUGGUCUGAUGCUUGUGUUUGGUGGCAACACGCACAACGACACCGCCUUCAGCCACGGUGCCAAGUGUUACUCGCAUGACUUCCUCGCCUACGAUCUCGCCUGCGACACCUGGUCCGCCCUGCCGACUCCAGCCCUCUCGAGAACCGACCUGAGUCGUUACGGGCACUCAUCAGUGAUGUUUGACGGUGCUCUCUACAUUUACGGCGGCUUUGACGGACAGUUCAGGUCAGAUCUGCUGAAGUUCACGCCAGGAAAGUGCAGCGUUCUGAAUGACGAGGGACUGUGCAGUCAAGGCAGACCGGGAGUCAAGUGCGUGUGGAGCGAGGAAAACGCCUCCUGCGAGAUCUCCGGCCAGGGGGCUGGCCUUGGAAAGGCGCAGUGCUCUACCAUUUUUGACAACGGCCGAUCUGAAAUCUGCUCCAUGCUUGACAACUGCGGUGCUUGCGUGCACACAGCUCACUCGUGCAUUUGGUGCGGAGGCUCGCAGGGAAGCUGCAACCACCAGCGCUGCAAGGAAUCAAAUCAGAAGGCGAUAACAAACAUUGAGCAGUGUGAGACGCAAGACAGCGGAUCUUGUUUGCAACUGCACAACUGUCAGGCGUGUGGAACAAACCCCAAGUGCAGAUGGGAGUUUGAGAAUCGCUGCAAAUCCAUCGUGUCAGGGAAUGUGACGAGUGAGGCUGGUGCAGUCGAAAUUCCUGGCUGUCUUAACACGUGCGCUCAGUUCUCGUCAUGCCAGAACUGUACGCAGGAGGAAUGUAUUUGGUGCCAAAACGAGGCAAGAUGCGUCAACAAAAACGCGUACACGGCCUCCUUCCCUUACGGUCAGUGCAGGGAGUGGACAACCCAUAUCACAAAGUGCCGGCCCUCAAAUGCAGGGGAAGCCGAAUGUUCUUUCUACGCAACCUGCGAAGAGUGCAGGGUGGAUCCAGCUUGCGGCUGGUGCGACGACGGCUCUGGAACGGGUCUGGGAAAGUGUCUGCGUGGAGGAAAUCACAGGCCAGAUGACCCUUCCAUGUGCCCCUCGGAUUCUUGGUUCUUCACUAGAUGCCCUGCUUGCCAGUGCAACGGACACAGCACCUGCGGCAACGGCUCAAGCCAGUGCACGCAGCCGUGCAACAAUUUAACCCAAGGAAUGCACUGCGAACGCUGCGUUCCCGGCUACUACGGCAACCCCGUCAACGGCGGCAAGUGCACGCCGUGCCACUGCAACAACCAGGGCACCCAGUGCCACCCUGAGACAGGCAAGUGCUACUGCACCACGAAGGGAAUCACUGGCGACCACUGCGACAAAUGCGACACGACCAACCACUACUCUGGCGAUCCAGCCAAUGGAUCUUGUUUUUAUGAUUUGACCAUUGACUACCAGUUCACCUUCAAUCUUUCAAAGAAGGAGGACAGGCAUUACUCGCAGAUUAACUUCAAGAACAUUCCAACGAAGCAUGAUGUGGAUGCUGACUUCCAAAUUACGUGCUCUGUGCCCUCUAAAAUGAACAUCACGGUCAGAACAGCGACUGGAGCGGAAAAAUAUUUGCUUGUGGCGCAUAACUGCUCGACCCUAAGGCACAGAUUUUCCAAGUCCGAGUAUCAGUUUGGAAUCGAGGACAACGUCACCCAAACUACAUUCUUCGUCUACGUGUAUGACUUCCAGCCGCCACUCUGGAUCCAAAUCUCGUUUUCACAGUACCCUAAGCUUAAUCUUCAACAAUUUUUCAUCACAUUUUCAACUUGUUUUGUUUUGCUGCUUCUCGUGGCUGCAGUGAUGUGGAAGAUCAAAGUCAAGUAUGACUUGUUCAGGCGGAGACAGAGAAUGUUUGUUGAAAUGGAGCAAAUGGCGAGUAGACCUUUUGCGCAAGUGUCGGUUGAAGUCGAGAGGAAACCCCCCGAUGACCAGCCUCCACCGUCUCUGCGAAAGAGGAAAAAGGAUGCUCCAAGUCCAAUUGCCCUAGAGCCAUGCUGUGGAAACAGGGCUGCAGUAUUAUCGUUGCUCGUCCGUCUUCCUUCAGGCAGUCAGCAGUACACUCCGCCAGGACAAACUGGCCUGGCCAUUGCUUCAGCACUGGUGACAUUGGGGAACCCACGAAAGGUGAGCUCUGACCCACCAAACAAAGGGGACGCCAAAAAUAAGACUCGUAAGUCUGCUCCUUUUCACUGUCUUCAAGCGGAUGAUGAACCCAAUUCUAUAAUAUGAGCAGAAGUGCCGAAUGGAAUAAUCAUCUGAUGGAAGUAGAUAGCGUGCGGUGCACCAGCGAUUGCCAAACUGUGACUGAAAAGGAAGAGAACCCCUCGUGACAGCACUUCUUGCAGCUCACCCAACUUGGACUUUUGUACUUUGGAAGCUGCAUUCGAGUUUGUUAAUUUUACGGUGAUUCGAAUUUUCGGCUCGUUUUGGGCGAAUGUGAUAUUAUCUUGUAUUUCAAUGCUGUUCUGUUCUAUUCAUACCCCCUCUCGGCACUCAAAAGUUGCCCCGGGGAGCAUUAUUUUUGCUUUUCAAUUAGACGAUUUGCAACAAAAUCAAAGCUAAGAUGGAACGAUUGAAUCUCGAAUGAAAGAUGAAUUUGCAAACAUCCCCCUUGCGCUUUUGGUAAUGCUUUUCCUUAAAAAUUUCUGCAUUUAUUUUACAAACCCUCAACGUCGUUUUCUUCCCCCGAUUAUGCGUAACGCGAUCUUAAGCGAUAUGUAUGUAUAGGAAUGAUUGGUGGUAUUUUUACUACAGUAAGUUUUUACUAGAAUGGAUAUGGAUCUUGUCACGGAUCCUAUUAACUGGUCGUCCACGAAAAUAAGUAUUGAUUUAACACAAAUCCCGACAUUCCGCUACUGUCUGAGUAUUUUUGCUAUUUGAUUUCAUCCCUUAAUAAUACUCCAGCUGCCUUCUCAGUUCAAGCAAGAUAUCAACUAUGUCUACAACGUCAUGGUUCUCAGAAAUUUAAAAAUGAUUUAUUAUAAUUAUGUAUAUGAAUUUGCAAUUAUUAUCGAGUGAAAGGACAAAAAUGUACUAGUGAAUUUUCUAAGUAAUCGCAAUAUAAAAAGUGAACAUGAACUUAAUGUGGUGUGAGUCUCUACUACUACAAAAUAAAUGAAUAAUAUACGAUUAUA
Messenger RNA from Cloeon dipterum, 4662 nucleotides. RefSeq names its product attractin-like protein dsd (gene dsd). The transcript is spliced from 20 exons. Gene Ontology annotation, cellular component: Golgi apparatus. Bases 38 to 3757 code for a protein of 1239 amino acids. The record is from RefSeq and is a predicted model, not a curated record. Gene Ontology annotation, molecular function: protein binding. NCBI's taxonomy places the organism in Eukaryota, Metazoa, Arthropoda, Insecta, Ephemeroptera, Baetidae.